GUGGAGGGUAGAAUUCAGUAGACCAAACCCAAUUUGGCAAAAUCCCAACCAAGAGAAUUUUAAGUUGAUGGUACAGUUAAUCAAAAAGAUUAUUUUAACUUUGAAUUCCCCACUAAUUUCUAACCCACUAACUAUAUUUCAACUUCACUAUAAAACAAAACUCAACAUACCCCGAAAACACCAGGCACUAGAUUCAUCCAUUCAUACUCUUUAUUUUCCCUUCCUACAAUGGAAGAUAAGGAAAACCAUGAGAAAGCAGAGUGUGGAAAGAAAAUCAAGCAACAAAUUACGGUACCCUUUAUUUGGGAAGAUAAACCGGGAGCACCCAAAAAGGAUUGGAUGCCAAAGCGCGAGCCUACUACUCCUAUUCCCCUCCCAGUGAAGUAUGUUGCUUCCAUCCCCUUCAAAUGGGAGGAGAAACCAGGGACUCCACUUCGGAGUUUUGCUCAGGAAUCAACAGAACAAAAGAAUCAAGAAACCAUACCGGAAAAUAGGAGCUUACCUUUACCUCCUGCAUACUUUACUAAGUAUGAGGAUGAGACCGAUGAAGGAGAUAGCUCCUAUGCUGAUGAUUAUGAAGACCGAGAUUGGAUGUCAGAGUUGGAUUUUGAGGCAAUGAGCGUCCAAUCAGAAGAAUCCUUUUGCUCUGCUCCAUCUCUCCUAGCAAAUCGCCUCACACCCCUCCGAAACCCUUAUAUAGAACAUCAGGGUAACGGGUGUAUGGAGACUCCUUUUUCACCAGAAAGUAGCAGUAUUCCAAAUAGUUGUGAAACUAGAGAUAUAAGCUUGAGAGGUUCUGCUUUCUUGGCACACCUAUUUCCUUUAUAUCCACCCAAGUCUGGAUUUCUGGAAAAAAGAAAGACCCCUGAGGAGCAAAUUAGGCUUCCUGAGAAGAAACCUCCUACUUUGGUAGAGCAUAAAAAACUGGGUGGUGAUGGCAGACGAAGUGGCGUGAUUAGAAAGCCAUGCACCCUGGGAGAGCUGAUAAUGCAGAGUCGUAGAAGAAGUUGCCGCCGAAAGGCAGGUAAUAUGAAGAAACAAUAUCAGCAAAAGGAAUUCACAAAGAAGAAACCUCAAGGAUGCUUCAACAUUGUGGCCAGUGGAGGAGGACUAGCGAAAAUGCUGAGGGAGGACUUCCUGGCAUUAAGAAUUUCUUAGGAGAGCACUUCAUG
Molecule: messenger RNA, 1172 nt
Organism: Chenopodium quinoa (quinoa)
Lineage: Eukaryota; Viridiplantae; Streptophyta; Magnoliopsida; Caryophyllales; Amaranthaceae
Exons: 2
Coding region: 229-1158 (309 amino acids)
Source: RefSeq, a predicted model, not a curated record